Molecule: messenger RNA, 2337 nt
Organism: Ruditapes philippinarum (Manila clam)
Lineage: Eukaryota; Metazoa; Mollusca; Bivalvia; Venerida; Veneridae
Product: guanylate-binding protein 3-like
Exons: 5
Coding region: 174-1538 (454 amino acids)
Molecular function (GO): GTP binding; GTPase activity
Source: RefSeq, a predicted model, not a curated record
UAACUGUUUACAAAUUUUUAAAUAAAAUCGAGACAUCAAUUCAAGUAAAUGGCACUGAAGAAGACGAUUCAAUUCUUGAUUUCUUUUUUCCAAAUUUUGUACUAACAUUAAGAGACGUGACUCUUGACAUUAAAGCGAAAGACGCAGAUACUUUUCUGGAGGAAAAAUUGAAUAUGAAAAGUGGUACCAAUCUUUCUGAAGAAGCACUGAAAGAGUACAACCUUCCAAGGAAGCUUGUUAGGCGAUACUUCAAAAAAAGGAAAUGCUUCUUGUUCAGAAAACCGGUGAAAAGCGGCCUACUUAAGGACCUGUUGACUAUAGAUGAGUCAAAGUUCAAAGAAGAAUUCCAACAAUCGCUUGAAGGGUUCCGUAGCUAUAUCUUUUCGUGUAAACCAAAAUCACUUAAGUCUGGAAAGGCCAUUAAUGGAAGAAUGUUUUGCUCCCUAGUGCUACAAUAUAUUGAGUCCAUUCGGGAUGGAGAUUCCCCAUGUCUGACAAGUGCAAUGGUGUUAAUGGCAGCUUCAGAAAACACCUAUGUAGUAGAAAAGGCCUCAGAGAAAUACAGAGCCGAAAUGAAGAAACGUAUAGGCUCCUUUAUUCCAAGUGAAAAAGGUCUUGUAAACUACCAUAAGGACAGCAUGCGCGCGUCUCUUGAAGUGUUGAAGGCUGGACUCAUUAUUGACGACGAGCAAAUAUAUGAAGAAAAAGCAAUGACGUGCUUUAAAGACCAAUUUGAAAAAUUCAAAGAAAUUGUGAAGAAGGAUGUCGAGGAAAAAUGCUGGAAAAUACUUGGACGGCUUAAUGCGAUGAAAAUACAAAUGAAGAUAAAGAAUCAAAAGUAUUGCACACCGACAGGAUAUGAUGAGUACAUGAAAGAUAUAGAUUCACUUAUAAAGCAAUUCAAAACAGAAGCUGGUUACAUGGGUUCUUUUGCUAUGCUAGCUUUAAAAGAAUUUCUUGCGGGUAAGUCAAAAGAAGAGGAGAACGAAAAAGUGUUUUCCAUGGUUGUAGAGGCACUUGGUGGCAAAGAAAGGCCAGAGAAAAAACAAUUGAGACGUAUGAGCGUGUUCACAGAAUACCCAGAUAUCUUGAAAGAAGAGGUAGAGGUUGAAGAAGCAAUCCGAGGAGAUAUUGAAAUGCUGCAAAGGAAUGGUCUUCAGAAUGUCGAAGAGCAAUAUCUUGACAUGCUUACAUCAAAAAGAGAAGAAUUAGAGAGGGUGAAGAAAGAGCUUACUCGUGAUGACUCCUAUUACAAACAAUUGUUUAAAGAAACUGUCCACUGGGAAAAGGUUUAUGAGAACGCGACAUUCAGUUCAAUGGUGGUAAACCCUGUCGCUGGACAACAAGGUACAGAUAUGCAAGCCACCGUUAAUGAAGAGCCUCUGAAUGGUGUUAUAUGCCCUCUUUCGAACACAGCAGGCGACGAUGGUGACGAGUCAGCAAGAAACGCAAUAUGUGAAAGAGUAUCGCCUGACGAAAGUGAAUCGGCCCAAAUAAAGAUUGUUCGAAAAAAAAUAGAUAAAUGUGAAAUUUCCUAAGAACAAAGAAUGUCUAGCUUUUGCUUAUCAUUGACUAUAGAUGAGAGAAAACUGUUAUGUCAAAUAACGCACUAUCAACUUAUGUUUAUUUAAAGUAACACAAGAAACAAUUUAGUGAUUAAUUUAUUGAUGAUUUUAAUUAAUCGGAGCCGAAAGGAUCAAUUUGUACGGUUUAGUUCACGGAAAAAAACGUUUUGUUGAUUCUUUUAAUUUCUUUCUUUUAAUGAAAUUGAUAUGUCUUUGAACCGAUAAAACAAUUUAAAUUUAUAUCAUAAAAUGUUAUUAAGACGGAACAUAAAUACUUUUAGUUGACAUUGUUUUUAAAUACCUUAGGUGUGAUAUUGUUUAAUGGAGUAUUGUUAAGAAACGUAAACAUUAAGAUACUAGUAUAAGGACUAGGGAAUCAUUUCUUUGAUUAGUAUUACCUGUGAAAUUGCUGUAUGUUCGCGUUAUGGUAAUUUUUUGCAUAUUUUAUUUUAUGAAUAUGUUUAAACAGCGCCAGUUCUGAAUCAUGGGUGUGAAGUAUGGGGAUAUUUGAAGGCAGAAAACUAUUGAAUUUGUUCAUUAAAAUGCUAAUUGUUAAAUGUGCACAAAUGCAUUAUCUUAGUAUAUAUGUGUUGUACAUUAGUAAGUAUGUUAGUAUUGUUGAUAAAAUUAUAUAGAUAAUGAAUAACUGUAUAUCAAUCACAUGUUGAUAAAAGCGUUGAUAAUGAUUUUGUUAGUGUAAAUUGAUGUCCGAAAGUUUACUAGUAUGUUGUAUUUCAGAAUGCACAAAUUAAAGAGUCAGUUAAUAUAAUUA